AUGAGAAAUAAAGGAUUAAAAUACCAAGAACAAUUAUUAAAUUGUGAAGUGGGAGCUAAUAAUAAUACUUCAUCCACUUUAUAUACGAACUGCAAAAAGUUAACAGAGAAAAUACUAAAAGUUCAUAUUUACCUUUCAGAGCUUAAAAUGGAAUAUGAAAAACUUAAUGAGAAGUUAAUAUUAUAUAAACAUAUUUCAGAAAGUGAAGAUAGUAAUAUAGUUCCAAGAGAAAACUUAGGCUUAGACUCAUAUUAUGAUAAUGAACAAAAUGAUGAUAUAUUUUCACAAACAAAAAGUAGAAAUAUACCUUUAUUUCCUCUAUCUUCUAACUGUCCAUUAGAUGGUGAUAACAGAUAUAAGGCUAAAGAGGAAAUUAUAAAGGAAAUAAUGAAAUUGGGAGAAUCUGUAAAAAGUAUAUUAAAACCUGCAAAAGAAAGAUCACUAAGACAAAUUGAAGAGAAAUCUAAACAAAUGAAAUCAAAACAAGAUGAGAAUUUAUCUAUUAGAUCUCGUCCUGUAAGUACUAGUAAUAAAAUGAGAGUAAAAUUCCUCAAUGAUAUUACUUUAUCUACUUCUAAUUUGAAUUCUAUGAAUAUUGAUAGUAAUAAUAAUGAAGAGUCUUCUAAUGACAGUUUGAAAGGAAAUAUAGAUACCUCAAGUUACUUAGAUAAUAUGAACCUUAGAAAAAUAAGAAAGAAAAGGGGAAUUUCAAGAGCUGAUAUCAAGAAAAUUAGUGAUAUUUUAGAUUCAUAA
Messenger RNA from Cryptosporidium muris RN66, 753 nucleotides. RefSeq lists its product as uncharacterized. The record is from RefSeq and is a predicted model, not a curated record. Bases 1 to 753 code for a protein of 250 amino acids. Lineage: Eukaryota; Apicomplexa; Conoidasida; Eucoccidiorida; Cryptosporidiidae. The transcript has a single exon.